GUAUUAAGAUUCCUUCCUUUUCAUGUUCAUGCUCAUAAGCCCUCUGCUUGCAAUGCAUGGACAAUGUCUCCUGCUCUGAGACUUAUCGGAAGAAUGCUCACCCAGAGGAUAACUUUUGCAGCCUUUGUGCUCUUCAUCCCAACAUGUUCAACAAUAAAUGAUUCUCCAUUCUCAAUCACUAACAAAGCCACUGGGUUUUGUUUGGUGACAAGAUCCACCCGCUGUCUUGACAUGCGCUGGACAACCGGUGAUCGUCUUUUUGUGACCUCAACCAGAAAGUGCCUUGGAGCUCAGGGCAAAAGUGUGGGGAGUGAAGUAAGCCUCUAUGAUUGUGACGUCCGCAGUGUGCUUCAAAAGUGGGUAUGCAAGAAUGUGACAAUGCUUGCUCUCAAAGACACACAGUUCUACAUCGAAGUCAAACCUGACCAAUCAAUCGCCCUCUCCAAAACUACCGGGCCGAAUAACGAGCUCACAAUCACAGGGACAUCCAGCGGCGCCUGUUCGAGAACAUACAGAGAGCUUUAUACCAUUGAAGGAAACGCGUUUGGUAAGAUCUGCAAUUUUCCCUUCCUGUACAAAGACCGGUGGUUUGGAGACUGCACAACGUACGACUCCUCAACAAAGCGCGCUUGGUGUGCGAUUAAUACAAAAUUUGAACAUGAGCAGUGGGGAUACUGCCCGACUACUUCCACAGACCACUGGGCGAAGAACAUUGUAACAGGAGCGUUUUACCAGCUCAACACACAGUCGGUUCUGACGUGGUCCCAGGCUGAAGCCAGCUGCAAACAGCAGGGUGCCGCCCUGCUCAGCAUCACGGAUCCUCACCAGCAGGCUUUUGUCUCGGCGCUAUUGGGAUCAGGGAAACAAAAGCUUUGGAUUGGGUUGAUGCUGGACCCGCAACAUGGCUGGCAGUGGUCUGAUAGUAAGCCCUUCCGUUAUCUGAGAUGGACUACAGGAUAUCCAACUCCCAAUCCGGGGCACAACUGUGCAUUUCUUGACUCUGCUGGGGAGCAAACCUGGCAAAGCUCAUCCUGCGUCAAGAAACAGGCCUACAUAUGCUACAAAGACGGGGCCCCGCCAUCUCCUCCCCAAAUUGAGCAGGGUUUUUGCUCACCCCCUUGGAUUCCCUACAAUGGCCACUGCUUUCACCUUCAACGUGUUGUUCAAACAUGGUCUGGUGCUCAGAGAGAGUGCCGCAAAGAGGGCGGGGACUUAGUGAGCAUCCGCAAUGUGGAGGACCAAAGCUUUGUCGUCUCGCAACUUGGAUACGCAUCCACUGAUGAGCUUUGGAUUGGACUGAAUGACAUACAGACAGAGGGGCUGUUUGACUGGAGUGACCACUCCACUGUCAGUUUCACCAGCUGGGAGUUUGGGAAACCUGUUGUCUCCACUGAUGCAGAUGACUGUGUUCACAUCAGAGGAGAGAAUGGGAACUGGGCCGAUCGCUUGUGUAGUGAGAAACUCGGCUUCAUCUGUAUGAAGCAGAGUGCCACUGAACGCACCGGAGAUGAAGUAGAUGUGGAUAUAGGCUGCAAAUUUGGGUGGAAAAGACAUGGCUCCUACUGCUACUUUGUGGGAGCAGAGACGAAGACGUUUGAUGAAGCUAAAGAUGACUGCAAGAGCUCAGAAUCCUACUUAGCUGAUGUUUCAAAUGGGGUGGACAAUGCCUUCCUUAUCAGCUUGGUGGGGUUGAGAUCAGAGAAAUACUUCUGGUUAGGCCUCUCGAAUCAGAAGAACAUUGAUCAAUUUGUGUGGACCAACACAGAUUUAGUGAAGUUUACUCACUGGAACGCUGAAAUGCCAGGUAACCAAGAGGGCUGCGUUGCCAUGACAACUGGGAUUUUGGCCGGACUCUGGGAUCUGCUGCCCUGCACCAACAAGGAGAAAUACAUCUGCAAACACCUGGCAGAGGGGGCCGUUUUAACCGUUGCACCACCGACUCAAACCCCUACCAAGUGCGAGGAGGGCUGGACCCGAGUAGGAACAAGAAACGUCUGCACGAAGUUCUUCACAGGGCCUCGGGCAGAUGAGAAGACCUGGUAUGAGGCCAGGGAUUACUGCAGGGCCAUCGGAGGAGACCUGCUCAGCAUCCACAGCGAUGCCGAGCUACGUGUGGGACGACAUGGAAGAGGCUGGAUUGGACUUCAUAUUCCUGACACGGCCUCUGGUUAUGCAUGGAGCGAUGGAUCCCCGGUAAACUAUCAGCACUGGCAGGAAGGAGAGCCAAACAAUCAUAACAAUGAAGAAUCUUGUACUGAAUUCAGAACGUAUAACUGGGAUGAGACCGGCUCCUGGAACGAUGUGAGCUGUGAGAGUUACAACGACUGGCUGUGUCAGAUCCGUGCAGGAGUGACUCCAAAACUACCUCCAAAUAAUACUGCAGUGGUCUACAACACCACUUCAGAUGGUUGGCUUGUGUGGAGAGGGAAUCAGUACUUGAUCAACAGAAACACAAUGCCCAUGGAGGAUGCUCGUCACUUCUGCCAGCAGAGGCUUGGUGACUUGGUCUCUCUCAACAGUAAAGAUGAAAAUGUCUUCUUGUGGAAACAGGUUUCAAGAAGCUAUGGCUCAUAUUAUAUAGGUUUGUCAGUGGAUCUUGAUGGGUCAUUAUGGUGGAUGGAUGGUUCUUCAGUGGGGUUACGAAGAUGGGAUGAAAAUCAACCAAAUCCAAAUGCUUUUAAUGAGAACUGUGUUACUAUGACUUACUACAUGGGCUUCUGGCGUACUUCUAAUUGUGGCCAAGACCACCAGUUCAUUUGUAAACGAGCAAAGUCAGCACCUGUCAACACCACUGCAGCCCCCACAGUUCCUCCUACAGGUGGCUGCCCACUCAAGUGGACCAAAUUUGACUCAAAGUGUUACACUAUCAUUAGUAGCCCGCCGAUCAUCUGGGAGGAAGCAAUGAGAAAGUGCAUUGAGAUGGGAGGCCAGUUGGCCUCAAUUCCCACAAGGCGUGUGCAAGCAUUUUUGACCACAAAAAUGGCUGAAACAGCAAAUACAGACCUGUGGAUUGGUUUAAGUGCUUUCAAACAAGAUGGAUUUUACUGGACUGAUGGGAAAGCAAGGAAAUACACCAACUGGGGCUAUUCUACAAAUCGACGUCGUCAAGGAUCCUUUUAUCAAAGAUGGGAUGAGGAGGAAUGUGUUGUACUGACCAGCAGUAUUUCCUUUGGCACCGGUAAAUGGUUCAUUAAGACCUGCAAUGACACCAAUGGAUUCGUCUGUCAGCGAGAUCUUGACAAAAGGUGGCAGCCUCGACUAGACCCAGCAGUUACUAACAUCUAUGCAACUCUGGGAAAUGACAGUAUCAAGCUUGUGACUAAAAAUCUGACCUGGGAUGAUGCCAAGAAACACUGUGAAGGUGAUAGCGCCCACCUGGCUAGCCUACGAAAUGAGUGGACGCAAGCCUACGUCGAGCUGCUGGCUAUGAAUCUCAAAGCUCCUCUUUGGAUUGGACUGAACAAACAGAUAAACGGUUAUUUUAGGUAUAUUGAUGGCUGGCACUUGUCCUCUGCCAGCUGGGCUCUAGGUGAACCAAGCCGAGACCGACCUUGUGUGUACCUGGAUGUGGAUGGAAAGUGGAAGACUGCUUUCUGCAAUCGGACCAUGAACAGCGUUUGCAAGCAGUCUACAGAUGUGCCACCGACAGAGUCGAGCAUCUUUCCAGGGAUUUGCCCUCAAGAGACGAAUGAAGAGUACCGCCAGAGCUAUGUCUGGCUGCCGUUUAAGAGUCACUGCUACGUGUUUAUAACCGAUGAAAUUGAAUGGGCAGAUGCAGCUAGCAGCUGUGUCAGGCAUGGUGGAACCCUGGCCAGCAUUGAAGAUCCUAGUGAGCAAGAAUUCAUCAAAAGCAAUGUGGAGAUAUUUCAAGAUAGCCACAGCGCUUUCUGGAUUGGCCUGUACAAAACUCAUGGAGGGGACUGGAAGUGGUUGGAUAAAACAGUCCUGGACUACAUUAACUGGGCUGAAGAUGAGCCUGAUAAUGACUAUGCACAGAUUGAAACCUCAAAUGGGAUUUGGAGGACAGGUCGCAGAUGGCACGACAGAGCAUAUAUCUGUAAAACACCAAAAGUGAUGGCCAUAGAUUCAGGAUCAGGAAAAACUGAACCUCAUGGAGGUCAGGAUCCUCGCAGUCGCGUCCGCACGAGUUUGAUAAUUGUGCUGAUCAUCACUAUCACUUCUACGCUGAUAGUUGUUGCAUUCUUCCUCUACAAGAAGUCUCCUCGUUCUUUACCCACCUUUGACAAUCCACUCUACUUCGACAGUGAACGAUCCCAGCCCGAUGUGGUUGAUACCAAUAAACUGAUAGAGAAUGCAGAAGUAGAAAACCCUGAGCCGAUUAUAACUCUGUGAUUUAUAAAGUAGCAGAAUCUAGCGGGACAUGCACUGUACUGUACUCUAUCCCAAACUGAUGUAUUACACUUGGAUGCUUCAUUAAUGUUUUAGCUUUGUUUUUUUACUAUAGUAUAUAGUAAAUAUAUAUUCAGUUAUUUAACAAUACGUCACUAAGUGUGAGUUUUAAUGGAGUUGGCGAUGUCUGACCUCAUGGAACAGAACAAUUUAGGCUCUAGGAUGUCUCAGUGGGAAUGCUUGGUGUUUGAUUUUGUCUUUAUAUCUAUGAUUGAAUGUAUAUAAUUGUUACAUGUUAUGCUUAUGCUCACUAGAUGCUGUUCAUUGCUUGUACUCUUGAAAUGUGUAAAAAAAAAUCUCACUGCCUGUCAUUGUUAAAUGAACAUUAAACUUGGCACUAAAGAAUAAUUAAAGUUAAAGUCAUCAAGAAAUAAAAUAACACGAGAGAUCAA
Anarrhichthys ocellatus (wolf-eel) is the source of this 4802-nucleotide messenger RNA. Its product is annotated as macrophage mannose receptor 1-like. The record is from RefSeq and is a predicted model, not a curated record. Bases 64 to 4353 code for a protein of 1429 amino acids. NCBI's taxonomy places the organism in Eukaryota, Metazoa, Chordata, Actinopteri, Perciformes, Anarhichadidae. The transcript has 31 exons.